AUGUCGCACGCUGCGCUACCAGACAAGAUCGGCUCGCUCCUCUUCUGCUCCAACUGCGGCUCGCUCCUCGACUUUGCAAAGGACGACGACAGCAUCCGGUGCGAGCCCUGCGGCGCCGUCCAGGACGCCACCGUCUACGACAACCUGCGCGUCACGACCAAGUCGCACCCCUCGGCAUUUCCCUCGGCGCUCCGCCAGAAGCGCCAGCUCGUCAGCACCGCCGCCAACUACGACGACGCGGCCGCUCCCGCAGAGGCCACCAUCAAGGAGAAAUGCCCCGGCUGCGGACACGACGAGAUGAACUUUCACACGCUCCAAAUGAGGAGCGCAGACGAGGGCAGCACCGUCUUUUACACCUGCCCCAAAUGCGGCUACAAGUUUAGCCAGAACAACUGA
This is a messenger RNA of Pseudozyma flocculosa PF-1, 396 nucleotides long. RefSeq lists its product as uncharacterized. Lineage: Eukaryota; Fungi; Basidiomycota; Ustilaginomycetes; Ustilaginales; Ustilaginaceae. Gene Ontology annotation, biological process: DNA-templated transcription; termination of RNA polymerase I transcription. The record is from RefSeq and is a predicted model, not a curated record. Gene Ontology annotation, cellular component: RNA polymerase I complex. The transcript is spliced from 2 exons. Gene Ontology annotation, molecular function: zinc ion binding; DNA-directed RNA polymerase activity; nucleic acid binding. The coding region runs from base 1 to 396 and encodes 131 amino acids.